This is a messenger RNA of Dioscorea cayenensis subsp. rotundata (Guinea yam), 1751 nucleotides long. RefSeq names its product G-protein coupled receptor 1. Lineage: Eukaryota; Viridiplantae; Streptophyta; Magnoliopsida; Dioscoreales; Dioscoreaceae. The transcript is spliced from 9 exons. Gene Ontology annotation, molecular function: G protein-coupled receptor activity. Bases 170 to 1123 code for a protein of 317 amino acids. Gene Ontology annotation, biological process: cell surface receptor signaling pathway; adenylate cyclase-activating G protein-coupled receptor signaling pathway. Gene Ontology annotation, cellular component: plasma membrane. The record is from RefSeq and is a predicted model, not a curated record.
AAAUUUAUGAAGCACCCCUCGUAAGUAAUCAAAUUACACUAAUAUUAACCUAAGCCCGUGGAUUUGAUCUUAAGGAGAAAGAGAUGGACGGUUGAUAUCGAAUCAGAAGAGGUCUCAUUCGCUGCCCAAGCUUCUCACCGGAAUCUUGAUCCCCGACGAUUGGAAGGCGAUGGUGGCGGAGGCGCCGCCGGGGAUAACGGCCGGAGAACGGCGGGUGCUGGCAGCGGUGGGAUCUGGGUCGGCGGCGCUGUCCCUUGCGGGAUCGGCCUUCAUCGUGCUCUGCUACCUUCUCUUUAGGGACCUUCGCAAGUUCUCCUUCAAGCUCGUCUUCUUCCUCGCCCUCUCCGAUAUGUUUUGCAGCUUCUUCAGUAUAGUAGGGGAUCCAUCAACAACUUUCUUUUGUUAUGUUCAAGAUUACAGUGCACACUUUUUUUGUGUGGCAUCCUUUUUAUGGACUACAACCAUUGCUUUUACUCUCCAUCGUACUGUUGUUAAACACAAAACAGAUGUUGAAGAUUUUGGAUCUAUCUUUCACUUGUAUGUUUGGGGGGCUUCACUUGUCAUGACUAUCCUGCGUUCGAUAGGUAGUGAUUAUGGACAAUCAGGUGCCUGGUGUUGGACUGAGAAUGGGAGCACAGGAAAGGUAGCUCACUUCAUGACAUUUUACGCUGUGUUAUGGGGUGCUAUUCUUUACAAUGGAUUUACAUAUUUUCAAGUCAUUCGCAUGCUAAACAAUGCAAGACGGAUGGCUGUUGGCAUAUCAGAUAGGUCAAACCACCUUGAUUCAAGAGCAGAUGUGAAGGCCCUUAAUAGAUGGGGCUACUAUCCUUUGAUUUUGAUUGGAUCAUGGACUUUUGGAACAAUCAACCGAAUACACGACUUCAUUUAUCCAGGGCAUAAGCUCUUUUGGCUUUCAGUUCUUGAUGUUCUGUUUGCAGGACUUAUGGGCCUGUUUAAUUCCAUUGCUUACGGGCUUAAUUCUUCAGUGAGACGGGCAAUCGCGGAGCGAUUGGAUAUGUGGAUACCUGAGAGACAUCAACGGUGGUUUUCUCCUUGGUUGAAGUUCAGGGGUGAACAACAAGAAAGUGAACUGGUUUCACUAAAAAUUGAAGGCCAGCAGUAACAAAGGCCUGCUUCUCUGUUCUAAUACAUCAUUCAAUCUGAAUUUUUUAUUACUGUCAAAUUCUUCAGCAUCUAGAGGUAAUAAUUGCAAAAAGAAAUUCUAAAUUCUGAUCUACAACACAAAUAGGAAGAUAUACAUACAUACAUACAUCAUUUAUGGAUCUUAACGUCAGAUUCCAUUCUUAGCGGUUCUGUUGUAAAUUUGUUAAUGACUGUAAAAGAUGCCGAAGCUUAGUUUCAGGUGGAUCGAUCUUAUUACAAUUUCUAGUGAUUUUCAAAGAUGAUAGAACAAUCACAAGGCGAGAAAUCUGCAAUCUAGUGACGUGCACGGUAAAUCGAGUUGUUCGUGUGGAUUGAGUUCAUAAUUUGUGUUUAUUAUUUUUUUGUUUGUGGUACUAAAUUUAACCGUCAUUUUCAUCACCGAGCUCAAUUUGAAAGAGUGUUGAUCAUUCUUUCUGGUAAUCGUUUCACUGGUGUUUUUUUUUUUCCUUUACGAAGAUGUAUUUACUAGUAGUAUCUUGAUUUUUUCUGGAUUGAACUGUGUGAUUUUCCAAGAAGGCGUUGUAUGUAUGUAUUGGUGAACUUGUAUUUUGGUUGGUAUAUUCUGAGUAUAAAUUUCGUUGGGCUUC